UUGUGGUUGAACCUUGGUUGAUUUGUGGUGAUUUUAAUUGUAUUGCUGCGCCUAAUGAAAGGGUGGGUCCUACCCCCCCUACGGCGUAUGUAAUGCAACACCUUUUUGACUUUAAGGUCGCGGUUAGCCUACAAGAUGCACCCUCCACGGGAGAGUUCUUUACUUGGAACAAAGGUGCACUUUGGGCCAAGCUUGACCGUGUUUUGAUCAACGAUGUUUGGGGAAUCAAUAGCAUAAGGUGUACGGCCCAUUUCCAUGAAAUGGAGGUGGAGUUUGACCAUACGGCCUCCGUUGUGUCAAUACUCCUUAAUUCCUCUCCAAGGCCUAAACCUUUUAAAUUUUUUAAUAUGUGGAUGAAGCAUCAUGAUUUUGCUAAUUUAGUAGGGCAGCAUUGGAAUCAAGUGAUUGAAGGUACGGCUCAAUUCUCCAUGGUGAGGAAGCUAAAGUUUCUUAAAAGGCCACUUAAGAACCUCAACACCAAUGAAUUUGGACAUAUCUCCAACAAAGCUAAAAUGGCGAAGGAAGAAUUUCAAAGAUUGCAUAAGCCUGUCCUACAAUAUCCAUUGGAUGAGGGUCUCCAAAGCCAAUUGGAGGAGGCUACCAAGAGGGCAAGGUUUCUUAGUGAGGCCGAGUGUAGCUUUUUCCAACAAAAGGCAAAGGCGACUCACAUCCUUGAAGCGGAUAAGGGGACAAGGUACUUUCAUGCAAUUGUGAAGAGGAAAACUACAAAGAAUACCAUAGCGGCUAUUACUCUUGAGGAUGGGAGUCUCACCACCUCUUUGGAGCAAGUUGGGUUUGGGCUUCCCGGAGAAGUUUAUUGCUUGGAUCAUGGAAUGUGUAACAACCGCAUCGUUUUCGGUAUCCUUGAAUGGGUUGCUAUACAGAUUUUUCAAAGGAAAGAGAGGAAUUAGACAAGGAGACCCGAUGUCCCCCUUGCUCUUUGUUAUGUGUUUGGAAUAUUUUUCUCGCAUGCUUACUUUUAGAACCAAAGGACCAAACUUUAAUUUCCAUCCCCAAUGUGCAUCACUUGGCAUUUCCCACCUAGCCUAUGCAGAUGACCUUAUUCUUUUCUCUAGGGGUGACACUUUUUCAAUUGAAAUCUUGGUCAAUGCCCUUAAAGAAUUUGGGGAUGCAUCGGGCUUAAUGGUGAACCAUGAUAAAUCCAAUAUUUUCAUGGGGGGAAUUAAAGAUAAUGAUCUAAGGGAGAUCAUGGCCCUUGUGGAUUUUGGGCGUGGCCAAUUCCCGGUUAAAUACCUUGGAAUCCCACUUAAGAUUUCGGUUCCACAAUAUGCACCUCUAAUUGAUUCCACAUCUGAAUUUCUUGCUGCAUGGAACACAAAGACCCUUUCCUAUGCCGGAAAAUUAGAGCUAAUAAGAUCGGUUAUCCAAGGGGUACAAUCUUUUUGGCUCCAAGUUUUCCCGGUCCCCCAAACCAUCCUUGAUAGGAUUGUCUCUAUUUGUCGUAUCUUUUUAUGGGGUGGGAAAUAUUCUAAAGUGGCUUGGGAUGACAUUUGCCUUCCAAGAGAGGAGGGGGGUCUUGGCAUUCAUGAUGCCAAGACUUGGAACCAUGCCCUCCUUGCUCGCACACUUUGGGAUGUCCAUAGGAAAAAGGAUACCUUAUGGGUUAGAUGGGUCAAUGGGAUCUACCUCAAAGGUAGGAGUGUGUGGGAUUUUAUCCCACACAAUCGUGACUCAAUGUUCAUGAAGAAAUUGAGCCAUAUCCGUGACCGAAUUGUGGGGUGCUUUAACAACCUAAAUGAUACUAUCAUGGGACGUAAUGCAAGAUCUAUAAAUGGGAAGCUUGUUUCCGGAAAGAUUUAUGAUCUCUUAAGAGUUAAAGGAGAACCUAGGACUUGGAUGAGUUUUUUUUGGAAAUCAUAUAUCCCUCCUAAGUUCUCCUUUAAUGUUUGGCUUGCUUUCCGAAAUCGAUUACCCACCCAAGACAAUCUUGAAUAUUUGCAUAUUGUUAAUAGAUGUGACUUAUGCAAGGGUGGAUUGGAAACAAUGCCACACCUAUUCUUUUUUUGCCCUUUUUCUUGUAGGAUUUGGGAGCAAGUGAAGAAUUGGCUAGGAUUGAGGCAUCGAAUGACUACUAUUUCGAGUUCGGUCAAAUGGAUCUUAAAGGAGCACAAAGGAUCAAAGUUGAAAGGGAAAGCGGUCCGGAUUGCCUUCUGUGCUACUCUAUACCACAUUUGGCAAGCUAGAAACGCGAACCGAUUUGAUAACACUUGUAAAAAGGAAGAAGAAGUCAUUGCAAAAAUCAAACACGUGGUAUAUAAGAUACUCUUCAACAUAUACCCACGUGAGAUGAUCAAGUUUUGAGAGAUAGACAUUGAGCACAAGAGUUGAAGGCGCGGCAUGAUGGAUUUUGAUGAUCAAGUUGAUGUGCCUUACAUCGCAUUUUUAAUUUUUGAUGUUUUGCGUUAAGGGAGUGUGAGUUAUAACCUCCUUUAACUAUAGCCAUGAUUUU
Cuscuta europaea is the source of this 2470-nucleotide messenger RNA. The record is from the annotation of a GenBank genome assembly. NCBI's taxonomy places the organism in Eukaryota, Viridiplantae, Streptophyta, Magnoliopsida, Solanales, Convolvulaceae.